Molecule: messenger RNA, 1884 nt
Organism: Amphimedon queenslandica
Lineage: Eukaryota; Metazoa; Porifera; Demospongiae; Haplosclerida; Niphatidae
Exons: 5
Coding region: 28-1839 (603 amino acids)
Source: RefSeq, a predicted model, not a curated record
UUACACCUCGUGGCCUCAUUUGAGAAAAUGGCGAAGGUAGUCCUGGUGUCUUACCUCGAUCGCAACAAAGUUUUACGGAUACCUCACAACAAACCUUCUCACAGAACUGAUCUUGAAUUCCUGGAAGACUCAUUUAGAAGUUCUUUUUCAUUUCAGAAGAACGUGAAACUCUGUGUUACGUUUCAGCGAUAUGACAAUGAUUGGGGAGAAUAUGUCGAUAUGGAGCCUUUUGAAUUGGUAGAGAAUAGAAAAAAACUAAAGGCUGUUGUCUCCCCUUUAUUGGAAGAUCCAAGUACUAACAGCUCGCUGUCUGUGGUAUCACCUUUGACACCAUCUAGUGAUCAAGCUUCAUCGUCACGCGAUACGGACAGCACCUCAAACAGCACUCAUGUCAGCCUGCAGGGUGACUUGACUAUUGACUGCAGUGUUGAGAAUGGUAAACAAACCCCUUUAAGUAGCUGCAAGCAUAAAAGUUCCAGAAGUAAAUCAAUUUUGGAUGAUUUUGAAGAUAAUGAAGAAAUAUCAAGGGGCAUAAAGAAGAAAUGUAGAAAAUUAGUGCUAGGGGAUUCUGAUGAUAGCUCUAUAGAGGAGAUUGAAAAGUCUGAAGAAAAUAAUGAUAGUAUGCCUGUCGUGAAAGUUGAACCAAGUGUUGCUAAGUUUAAGGUACAAAAGGAUAAAGAUGUUUUAUUGCCCGACCCAUUUCCUCUUCCUAAACGUGUUACACCACGAGUAGAUGCAGCUGUAAGCUCUGGUGAAGUUGAUCGCUUAGCUCGAAAUAGUCUUCUCUCUAGCGUGGCUCACUCUAUUUAUCAAAUUAAAGCUUAUCCAUCCGAAGCUGAUUUUAUCAAUGUAUCAAAGGAGAUCAUGAAGAACUACCCUACAUUUUUUCUUUCACAAGGUGCUUUAAUUGAGCUGCUCAAAGAGAGAAUGAUGCAGAUAAGACGUCCUCCAAUACUACGCACUCCAAAAGAGAAAGGAAGUACUUCAUCAAAGGCACUGAAAGGAGGAAGAUCACCUGGCUCAAUUGAUUCUUUAAAAGCUCCACCAGUCCCUUUAGGUGAAGAUGAGCAUUCCUUUGAGAGACACAAUCGAGUGUUGAAGUCACAAUAUUCAAAAUCCCACCCAAACCAGCAGAUUGUGACUGAACUAAUGCGCAUAACAUUUGCAAUGAGAAGGGCUGAUAUUCUCAAUUGCCCCUGUGAUGUCAAGACAAUAUUUGAAAAAUAUCCAUUUCUACAGACAGAACAUCUUAUUAAUGACUUCACUCUGUUGGUUGGGUCAUCUAUUCAUCUUGAGAAAGACAUCACUAUAGAAGAUUAUUUUGCAUCCAGUUUUUCUUCAUUUAUUCCUAAAAUUUUUUCGCUAGCAGCAAUUGAAUCAAAAGGGAGAAAGCUCUUUAACUCUGUUUAUCAUGAUUUAUGCCAAAAAGAUACUUCAGUGGAGUCUAAACUAUUAAUUGCUUUGUAUUUUCUUGUGUACCUUCUUCCUGAUGCUCAGGCUAAAGUGAACCCUUCUCUUCUACUACUUUUCUCUGAGGGAGCUUUGGAUGUUGAAAAAGUUGCUGCAGAUUCUAGAAAUAAGCAUCCAUUCAUCAUCAUUCUUGGUUCCAUGAACAAGCCUGAACAAUUCUUUCUUAUUGUAGAUAAAGUUGUUGUCAGGGAAGUAGAAGCUACUUCAAUUUUGAUCAACCUCCUCUCUGCCUAUUAUGUAUAUAAUGUUUGUUAUCCUCAAGGUCUGAUCAAUUUCUUCACUUUUUUGGAGAUCAUGCUACUGAAGAUCAAGCCAAAGAAAGUUGCUCCUUGUGUAUCAUUAAUUGUUGGACAUUUUGAUGCAAAGUGACUGUUAUUUGAUGUUUCAUUCAUAUAAUCUCAUUUUUUGAUAAAA